CAGAUUACUACACUGUACACUUGUGAAACAAUUUCUCCCAUACCUACCUUCUCAUAUCUAUAUAAGAACAUAGCCCUCGCUCCCCCUUAUCUACACCAGCAACAGUCCACAUCACAGCCGGGAUCAAUCGCGAGAUACCAUCCGUAUUGGAAUUUCCAUCGCAAUACAUCCGCCGCCAUGCCCACCAAGAAGAACUUCCAGGUCGCCAUUGUCGGAGGAGGCAUAUCGGGGCUGACCCUGGGCAUUGCCCUCCACAGCCGUGGCAUACCAGUGACCAUCUACGAGCAAGCUCCCCAUUUUGCAGAGAUUGGCGCCGGAGUGGCGUUCACGGGCAAUGCCGUGCAGGCCAUGAAGCAUUGCAAUCAAGGCAUCUACGAAGCGUUUGAGAAAGUCCGGACGAAGAAUAUGUGGCCAAGCAAGGAGAAAGUGUGGUUUGAUUACCACGAUGGCUAUCAUCGGAAAGCCGACCAAAAAGAUACUCAUGCCUUCACCAUCACCAACUCGAUUGGCCAAGCGGGUGUACAUCGCGCGCAUUACCUCGACGAGCUGAUCAAGUUAUUCCCCAGUGAGCAGGCACAGUUUGGCAAGCGGUUGGAGAGGUUGGACAAGGGAGAUGAUGGGAAAUGGACUCUGAAAUUUGAGGAUGGAAGUUCUGCCACUGCGGAUGCUGUGAUUGGAUGUGAUGGCAUCAAGUCCAGUGUGAGGAGAAUGUUAUAUGGCGAAAACGACCCCCGGAGUUUCCCCACGUACACCCACAAGUAUGCAUAUCGGGCACUCGCAGAUAUGGACGAAGCGGUUGCAGCUGUGGGAGAAGAGAAGGCUAAGAAUUCAUGCAUGCACAUGGGUCCAGGCGGCCACAUGCUCACCUUCCCCGUAAACCACGGCAAAACCCUCAACAUCGUCGCCUUCCACACAUCUCCAGACGACUGGCCCGACUACUCCAAACUCACCCGCUCCGCCACGCGCGAAGACGCCCUCCGCGACUUCUCGGGCUACGGCCAAGACGUCAUCCGCCUCCUCCAACUCUGCAAACCCAACCUCGACGUCUGGGCCAUUUUCCACUUAGGGGACCACCCACUCCCCUACUUCGCCAAAGGCACCAUCUGUCUCGUCGGCGACGCCGCACACGCCACCUCGCCACACCACGGCGCCGGAGCGGGCAUGUGCAUUGAAGAUUCCGCCGUGCUAGCAGAUUUGCUCGCAGACGAGAAUGUGAAAUCCCACAAAGAUCUCGAGGCGGCAUUUGCCAUUUUCGACGAACAGAGACGUGAUCGUGGGCAUUUUUUGGUGCAGACGAGUGCGUUUAUUGGAAAUAGUUAUGAGUGGUUGGCGGACGGCGUGGGAGAGGACUUUUCGAAAAUUGAACAUGAAAUUAAUGUGCGCAAUGCGAAAAUUGCUAAUGUGGAUGUGCCGCAGAUGUGUCGUGAGGCGACGGCCAAGUUGCAGGGAAAGAUUCAGUCGAGGCUGUGAUUGAUUGAUGGAUGAUGAUGAUGGAUGAUGUGAGCGAAAAGAAAAGAAACAUGUGGCAAUGGGGUUGGGAAAUCUGAUAUGUUUUGCUCCAUGGGUCCCUUUUUAUGUUACCUAGCCAUUCAAUUACACCAUUCAAAUUUACAUAUGUAUAAGAUACAUGUAGGCUCGGUUGCAUGAGCACAGCUCAGUAACCGCCUAUUGAAUUUGUUCGUUGUCUGUUGUCCAGAGGACUCUUGACCAGCAUCAACAUGUACAUAUAUCAGUUGCGGAGCUGCAAACUCUGCACCCGAUGUAAAAGGGGCUUCAUUCACAUCACGACGAGCACCAUAUCCCGCUCGAUGACAACUUUUGGGGGGGUAUCAUUAUUCACUUCCAGGCCAACCGAUCAACACCACCAAAGAAUUCUUUUUCCCCAACCGCUCGCAGUCGUGUUUGCAGUCUUGCUGGGAGAUCCGCUUGUCAUCUCUUCACUUCCAUGACCAGCAGCAAGAUUAAAGGUGAGACUGUCCCCCACUUGGUGCGAAUGAUCCCACUCGUUCACUCCUCACGUGCCGACGUCGAACAUGGUUGCCCGGAGUUGCGCCCGAGGCAAGCAUUUCCGUGUCUCGGGCUCCGGGCUCGGCUAGGCCAGCCGGAGAUAUUCCAGCCUCCACUGGACCUGUCGGACACUCUCCAAAUGCGGGGUAAGCAGAACCUGGUUUUCCACCAUCCGUCUCCCACGACUACAUGUACCCUCCGUGAAAGCCCUUCGGAAUAUCAUCAAUUGAGUAUCACGGGCAGUGGAUGCGAAAGCCACGUGGGAGUCGAAGCAGGGCAUCCGGAUUUGAUGGUGCUGGACCAAGACGCGGCUGUCGAGUCUUUGAAGAAUUCAAAGUCAGGCAGCUGAGGAAUCUCGAGCCAAUCUAGAUUGAUCAGUUGUUGUCCAUACCAGGCCUCUGAGAUGUUAUCAGUGCCAAACAGAUCCGACUCGUCCAUACUGAGGGUCGAAUACAAGUCGGCCGUGGUCGAAGUCGCGCCCUCCGUGUUGGGUGUCGGUCGGAGAGUUGGGUCCAGCUGGGUGGGCGACUCUUGUGUGACUGUUGAUGCUUGUGCUCGUGAUGUGAUCUGCAGCUUGAGAGAUUUGAGAAUCUUGAUAGCAUGCUCGGCCGAAUGAAUUUGAUUCUCAUAAUAUUCCAAGAUCACCAAACAACGUGACCAUGUCGUCUCUCUGGUGUCUCCUUCAGGUCCCGAGAACAAAUGGUCAAUCUUCCAUGACGCAAGCAGAGUCAUUGCUGCACUGAACGUGAAGUAGACUGAGUGCCAGCCAGAACUUCGGUACAAUGUGUAGAAUGUGUCGUGAAUCCCAUCUACCAGCCGGGACGCUGUUAAGACGCACCGGGUGCAACAGCUGCGGAUCACAUCGUCAUCGAGCGAGUAUUUCGUCAAUGGUCGGGAGCCUCGCUUCGUUGCUGCCAGCAGGACGGGCCGGAGAGAUAGCAUGCGAAUGAAGAGGAACCGAUUAUGCAAGACUUGUUGCUGCAGCAGUAUAUGAUCCUCAUUCCUACCUGGCGUGCUACUAUUGUUUGAGACGCGCAAAUAGUCUGGAACGGUUUCCGCGAAGUCAUCGAGCUUUCUGUUGAUAACCAGCACAGGCGUGACUAUAUCAGUAGUUUCCGGGAAGCUACUCCGGUUUUGAGACAGGCUACUGUGUCGAUAGAAGCGUUCUAGGAUCUCCUCAAGGAGUUCCAUGAGCGGCGAGGAGUAAAUGAACAUUCCAAGCCGCGAGAGCACACCAGUGGCUUGGCUUCCGACACCUCGAUCAGCCAGAUAUUCGUCGUCGAUCAGUGCAGGAGCCGGCACAUCAAUUUGCUUCUCAAUCAUCGCAGGCCUUCCGAAUGUCAUAGAAAGGAGGCGAUCGAGGUGUAUGCAAGUAUGCCAAAUCCUACGACGCAUUUGUUGUUCGACCUGUGACAUCUGCUGGCGCCCGCUAUGGUUGACAUGCAAGCCAAUGCUCUGGGCCAUACGUAUCGCUAACCCAAUUGAGUUCCAGCACCUGCUAGCAUGCUGGGUCGACUGUAGAUACACGCCUGUUAACACCAGCAUCUGUACCACCGCGAUGGAGGUAGAGUCCAAUAUGUCAAAAGCAUAUGACUGUCGCGACCGCUGGAAGAAAUCUUCUGCGACAGUGGACUUUUGUGCCGCCUCGAUUAUGCUGCUGAAUUUACAGCCUAUGGCGAAUACCAAGUUGAGUGUCGAAGUGAAAAUGGCAUCUUCCACCUCGGACUCGUUGGCUUUGUUGUUAUUAUCGUCGGUAUCGAUCCAUAAUGACUCAUACUUGCGUAAAAAGGCCGGCCGGUGAAGCACGGGAAAGAGAGGAUGUAUGAACUCCCAGUAACAGAGCAGGAAGUUGUCUGCUUCACGUCUUCGUGGUAACACUGCUAGACCGUGACUCCGGGGUAGAUGUCGAUCUGGGAGAGGCACCGAUGGUCGAGGCUUCACGUCCGGAUCGAGCAAGCUGGGCUCUACCGGUGUCGCUGUCCCCGACUUGUGAGGCAUGACAUGGCGUAGAAAUGCCACAGCUGACGAUGGUCCAUAUAUGGAGCCAUCGCUGCCAUCGGCCAAGGUAGCUAAACCAUCUGCGCGCGACGUUGUGCUCCAUGUAGGCUGGUACUGGCCCGCGACGGACGGUGCACUGGGAGCGGAAUCGGAAGGGCGGACGGUGCUGGUAGUAGACAUUGAGGCAGGGGCAACGACCUCUCGAGGCUGUUGUCCCAAGUCUGACAACGCCUGAGCGGCCGCGUGGUUGCGUGGAUCCGAUCCGAGUUCUCGGAUGUGGCGAAGACUGUCUGACUGCGGCGAGUGUCCAACACUCGCUCCCGAUGCUCGAGGCUGCCGCUGUCUCCGCACGUAGUCGAAGUUGCAGCUUUUGGUCACGCCUCUGGUCUCGCAUGCACGGCAUAUCGGUUGGCGGCCGUCGCAUCGAGUCUUCCGGUCUCGACACGGCCCACAGGCCUGUGAUACUCGCUGCCGUUUGGUGCUUUUGGGCAAGUCGGGCUGCGAUCCGUCGGCGGCGCGGAACGCGUGUUGGCCUCCCUGCAUCAUCUGAUCCGGGGCCUGGCCCUCCAUAGCUACAUGUAUGUACUACGAAGUGCGUGUCUUCUUCCCUCUGCUUGGUAUAGGCAAGGCAAGGCGAGGCAAGGCAAGGCACCGUCUUUUCGCGGGACCUGGUAGAGGUGGCAUUAAUCAUCACAUGGAAAAGGGCAAAGGGCACGCGGUAAAGUUCUACGGUACACUGCGGAAGGGUCCGCUUCGGCCCUGGCCAGAC
Molecule: messenger RNA, 4774 nt
Organism: Sphaerulina musiva SO2202
Lineage: Eukaryota; Fungi; Ascomycota; Dothideomycetes; Mycosphaerellales; Mycosphaerellaceae
Product: salicylate hydroxylase
Exons: 11
Coding region: 178-1470 (430 amino acids)
Biological process (GO): secondary metabolite biosynthetic process
Molecular function (GO): FAD binding
Source: RefSeq, a predicted model, not a curated record